GCUCCCAUUUCAUUUCAAUAGUAUCUUGCCGCGUCUAAAUCUGGAGAACUCCAUUGAUCUUCCGUACCGCUAACUGCUCUGCUCCUCGGCGUUACCGACGACGGAGGCGCCAUUGCUGUCUGUCAGCUCACAGGUCCGUUCACUGAAGAACCGAAUUCAUCUCUCUCUCUCUCUCUCUCUCUCUCUAAACUGUGUAUGUAUUGGAUGAAGCUUAGCAAGAAUUUUACAGAAUACAGAACCGUUUAAUCGCAUUACGUAGUUCAAUGAAGGAGCAUAAACAGGGUCUUAUCACUCCUUCCUCUCCCUCCGCCGGCGGCGAGAAGCCGGUGGUCCUUAUAACGGGCUGCUCGGAAGGCGGGAUCGGCCAUGCGAUGGCCCGGGCCUUCGCGGCGCGCGACUGCCACGUCGUGGCCACCAGCCGCUCUCUCUCAUCCAUGUCCGACCUGAAGAACGACCGAAGGUUCUUCCUUCAGGAGCUCGACGUGCUAUCCGAUAGCAGCGUGGGCGGCGCCGUCUCCAACGUCCUCGGUCAUUUCGGCCGCAUCGACGUGCUCGUCAACAACGCCGGGGUCCAGUGCAUCGGACCCCUCGCCGAGGUGCCUGUCUCCUCGAUGCAGCAGACGUUCGAUACCAAUGUUUUCGGUGCGAUAAGAAUGAUUCAAGCUGUUGUUCCUCACAUGGCUAGUCGGAGAAAGGGGAAAGUAGCAAACAUUGGCAGCGUGACUGCUCAGGCCCCCGGACCUUGGGCAGGUGUUUACACCGGAACAAAAGCAGCUCUCCAUUCCUUUACUGAUACUCUGAGAUUGGAGCUCAGACCACUUGGGAUUGAAGUCAUAAACAUCGUGCCCGGUGGCAUCAAAUCGAACAUUGCAAACUCCGCGGUCGCAAGCUACAACAGGAUGCCUGAGUGGAAGCUCUACAAGCCCUACGAGGCAGUGAUUCGUGCGAGGGCCUCUAUGUCCCAGGGAAUGAAAUCGACCCCUACCGAUGAGUUUGCUAAGGAGGCUGUGGCCAGAAUCCUUCAGAACAAUCCGCCUGCUUGGUUCACCUAUGGGCGGUAUUCCACAAUUUUCAGGAUAUUGAACCACAUGCCCCUCUUUGUUCGGGAUUUUAUCGUGAGGAAGGCAAUGAAACUGUGAACUAGUAAUUUUAGUUUGAUCGCUUAUGUGACUAGUUUGUAUGCACAACUUUAAUUCUUUUGGUGAAUUGACAGUUCGUAAUCAAAGAAUAAAUUUUUAACGUUGCCUUUGAUAAUGAA
This is a messenger RNA of Punica granatum (pomegranate), 1258 nucleotides long. The record is from RefSeq and is a predicted model, not a curated record. NCBI's taxonomy places the organism in Eukaryota, Viridiplantae, Streptophyta, Magnoliopsida, Myrtales, Lythraceae.